CCUGAACGCAGCCCGGGCGUCGUCCGGUAAAAAUCUACUGACAAUCUGAACGGCUGGGUAAAUUUUACCCAAAGCAAUCUGAACGGUCAGAACGCGCUCGGGCGACACCCGACGUUCAAUCUGAACGCAGCCCUUGAUCUUGUACGUCAAACACCUUAUACAUAACCUAGCUUUUUUGUUGUUGUAUUGUGUUGUACAAUCAGGGCCAACCAAGAGUUCAAGGUAUUUUGAGUAUUUUGUGUGUUUUUUUCCAAAAAUUCAAAUAAAACUGUGGUUUUAAGGACUAUUGUGAAUAAAAAAAAAAUUCUCAUCCUCCUUGUAACAUUUCAAAUACCCAAAAAUGCAACACACACAAAAAUUUAUAAUCUACGCGGCGGGCAUCUUUGUAACCUACUUCUACUUUGGCAUCCUACAAGAAAAAGUAACCAGAGGCAAAUACAUCCUAGAAACUACAGACGCAGACGGCAUCAAAACCGAAACCACCCACAAAUUCACCUUCGCCCUAACAUUAGUCGCCACACAAUGUAUCAUAAAUUACAUUAUCGCGAAAAGCUGGCUGUUAAUUUGGCCUCAAGGCGAAGACAAAACCGCCAAGCUUUACUAUUCUAGCGUAUCUGUGACUUAUUUGCUGGCCAUGGUGGCCUCGAAUAUGGCACUGCAAUGGGUCCCGUAUCCUACUCAAGUGGUUGGGAAAUCGGCCAAACCCAUUCCAGUGCUGAUACUAGGAGUUUUGGUAGGCAAAAAAAGCUAUGCACUAAGGAAAUAUUUAUUUGUAUUUAUUAUUGUUAUGGGUAUUGUUAUGUUUAUGUUGAAAGAAAAUGCUGGUAAAGCCACACCUGAAAAUACUGGUUUGGGUGUAGGUGAGCUACUUUUGAUUUUGUCAUUGAUUAUGGAUGGAUUAACGGGAGCUAUUCAAGAGCGUAUUAGGGCAGAAUCUAAACCUUCUGGCUUACAAAUGAUGCUGCAACAAAAUGGCUGGUCCAGUUUAUACUUGAUUGCAGUUAUUUUAAUUUCUGGUGAAGUUUUCAAGUUUCUCGACUUUGCUAAAAACUUUCCCUACAUCUAUUUUAAUCUUUUGGCUAUUGGGAUUGCAUCUGCUAUUGGCCAACUAUUUUUAUUCUCUAUGGUUUCUGAUUUUGGCCCGCUGGUACUUUCUAUAGUGACUACAACCCGUAAAUUCUUUACUGUACUCGGAUCUGUGAUACUUUUUGGUAAUACGCUCUCUGGACGACAAUGGACGGGAGCCGUUUUGGUCUUUGUGGGUUUGUUUUUGGACGCUUUCUAUGGUAAAGCCCCACCAAAAAAGGACAUAGUUAAAUAAGACUGUAUGCUGCACAUUCCAAUCAAUAUUGGCUGUUGAAUAAAUCUCGUGUAAAUAUCUAUGAAACGAGAAAAUAUAAUCAGGGUCCUUAUUCUUGAAACAGGAGAGCAGCAUU
Ceutorhynchus assimilis (cabbage seed weevil) is the source of this 1436-nucleotide messenger RNA. NCBI's taxonomy places the organism in Eukaryota, Metazoa, Arthropoda, Insecta, Coleoptera, Curculionidae. The record is from the annotation of a GenBank genome assembly.